Messenger RNA from Strongyloides ratti, 507 nucleotides. Its product is annotated as Phloem filament PP1 domain-containing protein. The record is from RefSeq and is a predicted model, not a curated record. Lineage: Eukaryota; Metazoa; Nematoda; Chromadorea; Rhabditida; Strongyloididae. The coding region runs from base 1 to 507 and encodes 168 amino acids. The transcript has a single exon.
AUGAAAUAUUUAAUUCCACUUUAUUUUAUACUCUUUCUAUCAAUUUUUACUAUUAUUAAUGUAUUCUCAUCGUCAAUACAAGUAACAACAACAAAACCAUCAACAACAAAUAAAAACAAAUGGAAAAAAUUGAAAGCACCAUUGAAUGGAACUAUGGUACAAAGAUUAGGAAAGGAAGCAGUAGAAACUUAUAACAAAAAUCAUCCAAAAAAACAAUUGACAUAUAUAAAUGUUACAAGAGGUUUAAAAGCUGGAAGAAAAGAAGAUGGAAACAAACAAAUUAAGCUAAGAAUUUUUGUUUCAAAAACAGAUAAUACAGCAUCUAAAGGCUUAACUUGUCAGUCUCUUAUAUCAAUAUUUAAUGUAACAAAAAAUGGUACAAAAACUUUAGUAAAAUCAAGAUUAAAACCUACGACAAAAAUUUGUAAUUUAAAUCACAAUAGUACUCCGUCACCAAAUGCUAUUACAAGAAGGGGUGAUUUAGGAUCAUUCCAACCACGUCCAUAA